Molecule: messenger RNA, 673 nt
Organism: Populus nigra (black poplar)
Lineage: Eukaryota; Viridiplantae; Streptophyta; Magnoliopsida; Malpighiales; Salicaceae
Product: small ribosomal subunit protein eS25
Exons: 4
Coding region: 100-426 (108 amino acids)
Cellular component (GO): cytosolic small ribosomal subunit
Molecular function (GO): structural constituent of ribosome
Source: RefSeq, a predicted model, not a curated record
AAAUACUCUCUGCAAGCCCAAAAUCUUCUCUUCUCCUAGCCUAGUUUCUCUCGAUCGGUCCCUCCCAGACCCUAGAGAUUCAACCUUUGAUCUCUUGUCAUGGCACCAAAGAAGGAGAAGGCUCCGCCACCGUCUUCAAAACCAGCUAAGUCUGGCGGUGGCAAACAGAAGAAGAAGAAAUGGAGCAAGGGAAAGCAAAAGGAGAAGGUGAACAACAUGGUUUUGUUUGAUCAAGCUACCUACGAUAAGCUUCUUUCUGAAGCUCCCAAGUACAAGCUUAUAACUCCUUCUGUCUUGUCUGACAGAUUGAGGAUUAGUGGCUCUCUUGCACGCAAAGCAAUCAAGGAUCUAAUGGCCAGAGGAUCCAUUAGGAUGGUAUCUGCACAUGCCAGCCAACAGAUCUACACCAGGGCUACCAACACCUAAGAGACAGUUUUAACAUUUUUCCUGGCAUCGGGAGUAAUCUAGUACCAUUUUGUUUCGGUCUCAUUUCUUUAUACCAUUCAUGUCGAGAAUGAAGUUUUGAUAUAUUUAUUCGGUUGCAGAAGUUUCAUGUAUUGCAGUAUAGUUGAUUUUAUACUUAAAUUUUUGUACGUCAGCAAUAUUUUCACAGAUGAUGGUUCUUUGCCAGUUUUGAACUUAAAUUGGUCAAUCUUUUUAUUCUCUUCCACAA